AGUCACUCCCUGGUACCUCCCGGUGCCGCCCCCGGUGCCGCCCCUUCGCCCGGUCACUCCCCGGUCCCUCCCCGGUGCCUCCCGGUGCCGCCCCCGCCCGGUGCCGCCAUGCCGCUGCCGCUGUUGCUGCUGCGGGCGGCGGGCGCUUGGACCCGGAUCCGACCGACCUCCACCCCGGGCCGAAGUUUCAGGUAUGGGGGGGGCCGCCUGGGUCUGGCCAGGCCCCCCCGGCUGCCCCCGGCUGUCCCCGCGCCCCCACCCCUGGCCUCCCGGUGCCUGCUCCUGGCUGGCUCAGCCACGGGCUCUGUGGUGCUGGGGCUGCUGGGCACGGUCGCACGCUGCCAGGAAGCCACUGUCCCUGCUGGCCCCACGGUCCCUCCUGGUGUCCCUGAGCCCGCGGAGCCUCCCCUGGAGCCUCCCUUCGACUGGCAGCUGUUCUGGACCUUCCUGCGCCCGCAGCUCCUGGCGCUCUCUGCCGCUGUCGUGCUGGCGCUGGGCGCGGCCCUGCUCAACGUGCGCAUCCCGGUGCUGCUGGGGCAGCUGGUGAACGUGGUGGCCCGGUGUGCCCACGGACACGUCCCCACGUACCUGCGGGAGGUACGGCGCCCGGCCCUGCGCCUCCUCGCCGUCUACUGCCUGCAGGGGCUGAUGACCUUCGGGUACAUCGCGCUGCUGGCGCGUGUCGGUGAGCGGGUGGCCGGCAACAUGCGCAAGGCGCUCUUCACCACCCUGCUCAGGCAGGACGUGGCCUUCUUCGACGCCACGCGCACAGGGCAGUUGGUGACGCGGCUGACGGCCGACAUCCAGGAGUUCAAGUCCUCCUUCAAGCUGGCCAUCUCCCAGGGCCUGCGCAGUGGCACCCAGACCGCUGGCUGCUUCGUGUCGCUGUACCUGCUCUCGCCCAAGCUCACAGGACUCUUGAUUGUGGCGCUGCCGGUGCUGGUGGGCGCUGGGGCCUUCAUCGGCGCCUUCCUCCGCAGCCUCUCCCGCCAGGCACAGGAGCAGGUUGCCAAGGCCACCGUGGUGGCAGACGAGGCGCUGGGGAACGUGAGGACUGUACGCGCCUUCGCCAUGGAGAAGCAGCAAGCAAGGCUGUUCUGUGCCGAGGUGGACCGCUCUGGCCAGCUGAGCGAGCGGCUGGGGCUCGGCAUCGCCGCCUUCCAGGGGCUCUCCAACCUGGCACUCAAUGGCAUUGUACUGGGAACCAUCUUUGUCGGCGGCUCCCUGAUGGCAGGGGACGAGCUCUCGCCAGGUGACCUCAUGUCUUUCCUGGUGGCCUCGCAGACAGUGCAAAGGUCCUUGGCCAACAUCUCCAUCCUGAUGGGGCAGGUGGUGCGGGGUCUGAGCGCCGGUGCCCGUGUCUUUGAGCUGCUGACACUGGAGCCCCUCGUGCCUCUGCAGGGGGGGGAAACCAUCCCUGCCCACUCCUUGCGCGGCCGCAUCUGCUUCCACCGCGUUUCCUUCAGUUAUCCCACCCGGCCUGGCUACCCGGUCCUGCAGGACUUCAGCCUCACCCUGCCCCCCUGUCAGACCGUGGCCAUAGUAGGACCCUCUGGAGGAGGGAAGUCGACGGUGGCGGCACUGCUGGAGCGGUUCUACGAGCCCACGGCAGGAACCAUCACCCUGGAUGGGCACGACAUUGCCAACCUGGACCCCUCCUGGCUGCGGGGGCAGGUCAUCGGCUUCAUCAGCCAGGAGCCGGUGCUGUUUGCGACAACCAUCAUGGAGAACAUCCGCUUCGGGAAGCCAGAAGCCUCUGACGCCGAGGUGUACGAGGCUGCCCGGCAGGCCAACGCCGACAGCUUCAUCCGCAGCUUCCCCCAGGGCUACGACACCGUUGUGGGUGAGCGCGGUGCGGCACUGUCAGGGGGGCAGAAGCAGCGCAUUGCCAUCGCCCGUGCGCUGCUCAAGGACCCGGCCGUGCUCAUCCUGGACGAGGCCACGAGUGCGCUGGACGCGCAGGCGGAGCGGGCGGUGCAAGAGGCGCUGGACCGGGCAGCCACGGGCCGCACCGUGCUGCUCAUCGCCCACCGCCUCAGCACCAUCCGCGCCGCCAGCCUCAUCGCCGUGCUGGCCCGCGGCCGCGUGGCCGAGGCAGGGACCCACGAGGAGCUGGUGCGACGGGGGGGUCUCUACGCCGAGCUCAUCCGACAGCAGACCAAGCAGGGGUCCUGAGGGAGGGCCCCCCAGCUGCUCCCCAAUGAACAAAGGAGGGGUCUUGAGGGGUUCCCCAGUGAACAAGGGGAGUGUGCUGAGGGGGUCCCCCCACUGUUCCCCAAUAAACAGGGAUGGAAGGCGGA
Molecule: messenger RNA, 2300 nt
Organism: Myiozetetes cayanensis
Lineage: Eukaryota; Metazoa; Chordata; Aves; Passeriformes; Tyrannidae
Gene: ABCB8
Product: ATP binding cassette subfamily B member 8
Biological process (GO): transmembrane transport
Cellular component (GO): membrane
Molecular function (GO): ATP hydrolysis activity; ATP binding; ABC-type oligopeptide transporter activity
Source: RefSeq, a predicted model, not a curated record